This is a messenger RNA of Pseudomassariella vexata, 744 nucleotides long. Its product is annotated as glutathione S-transferase. Bases 1 to 744 code for a protein of 247 amino acids. The record is from RefSeq and is a predicted model, not a curated record. Lineage: Eukaryota; Fungi; Ascomycota; Sordariomycetes; Amphisphaeriales; Pseudomassariaceae. The transcript has a single exon.
AUGAAGACCCUCCAAAUUUACAACGGCACCCCUGGCACUGGCCCCAACCCCUGGAAAGUCAUCAUCAUCCUCAUUGACCUCUCCCUCCCCUACCAAAUCGUCUGGAUCCCCUACAAAGAAAUCACCUCGGAGCCCUACACUACCCUCAACCCCAACGGCCGCUUCCCAGCCUUUAUCGACCCCAACACCGACGUAACCCUCUUCGAAUCGGGCGCCGUGAUCGAGUACCUCGUCACUACGUACGACACGGGUCUCAAGCUCACGUACGGCGACAACCAGCUCCAGGACAAAUGGUUGCUCCGUAGCUGGCUCAUGUUCCAGAUGAGUGGCCAGGGCCCCAUGUUCGGGCAGAAGAUGUGGUUUACCCAUUUCCAUGUCGAGCCGAACGUCACGUCGGCUAUUCAAAGGUAUGGGGAUGAGACGAGGAGGAUUGUGGGGGUAAUUGAGAGGCAGCUAGGGAAGCAGAGGGAGAAGCGGGGCCUGGGGCCCGAGGAGGAGAUCUGGCUUGUUGGGGAGAAGUGCACGUAUGCGGAUUUGGCGUUUGUGACUUGGGAUUUGCUGCUGGAGGGGAGGAUUUUUCCGCGUGGUGAAUUUGAUGCGGAAAAGGAGUUUCCGGAGUUUUACAAGUGGCAUCAGAAUUUGCUGAGGCGGCCGGCUGUUAGUGAGGCUGUCAGGAUGCGAGAAGAGGCGAUGAGGACGAUGGAGAACAGUGCGGCGGCAGUUUUACCGAAACGGAGUGAGUGA